Molecule: messenger RNA, 4136 nt
Organism: Acanthopagrus latus (yellowfin seabream)
Lineage: Eukaryota; Metazoa; Chordata; Actinopteri; Spariformes; Sparidae
Gene: gpr161b
Product: G protein-coupled receptor 161a
Exons: 6
Coding region: 643-2214 (523 amino acids)
Biological process (GO): G protein-coupled receptor signaling pathway
Cellular component (GO): recycling endosome; membrane
Molecular function (GO): G protein-coupled receptor activity
Source: RefSeq, a predicted model, not a curated record
CGGGAAGCUUUGAUCUACGUGGGUGGUCCGGCCGGUGAAAACGAUGCUGCGUAGUGCUUCAUUCAUAAACAUCACCAGCCUGUUAUUAUAGGAACACGCAGGAUUACAUGGGCUUUUGAGUUUUUGUAAACAUAAACACAAACGCCUCCACUAACUACAUGUCGCAUCCGAAGCAGAAGAAAGCGUACAUUCAUUGUUUUCAACACAUCGUCGUGAUGAUUAAAAAACGCCCGACUUCAAUGCAACAGCACGACAAUACUCCCCACGUUAAUGACAGGAAAGUCAUGUUAGCAGCUGUAAUGGCGUAAUGAAAACAGGGCGACUCGCAUCGACGACCACCCACACCGUGAAGGAGUCUGCUAGGAGAGGGAGUAGGAACUGAGGUGGGAGGAGGACGCCAUUGCAGCCGCAGCUGGCCGCCUGUGAUUCGGCUGAGGAGGGACAAACGUUACUAGACUCAACAAUGUCGGGGGGCUUUGAGAGACUUUUCAACCGCAGCCCGCCGUUACUCGGUUGUAGCGUGAAAACGGACUAGCAGAAUGGACGGUUUGCCCUUCAAGAGGAGAAAAUGUAGAGCCACAGCGCCGAGUCGAAACAGUCUCCUACCAUUCCUACACCUGUCUGGUGGCCCACUCUCUCACCAUGAACAUCAGUAGGAACUGCACCGUGUUGGGGAAUGGUGAGGGUCUGACUGCCCUGGAGUCAGUCUCCAUUGUGACCAUCACACUCCUCGCCUGCCUGGGGAACCUCCUGAUAGUGGUGACCCUUUAUCGCAGGCCUUAUCUACUCACACCCAGCAACAAGUUUGUGUUCAGCCUGACCCUCUCCAACCUGCUGCUAUCCAUGCUGGUGCUGCCAUUCGUGGCCGUGAGCUCAGCAAAGAAAGAGUGGGUGUUUGGUGUGGUGUGGUGUAACUUCACUGCUCUGCUCUACCUGCUCAUCAGCUCUGCCAGCAUGCUCACCCUCGGAGCUAUUGCCAUUGACAGGUACUAUGCAGUUCUUUACCCGAUGAUCUACCCCAUGAAGAUCACAGGAAACCGGGCAGUCGUCGUCAUUGCUUAUGUGUGGAUACACUCCCUGGUGGGCUGUCUGCCUCCUCUGUUCGGCUGGUCGUCCUUUGAGUUUGACUGUUUCAAGUGGACCUGUGUUGCAUCUUGGCACAGAGAGCCAAGCUACUCAGCCUUCUGGGUCACCUGGUGCACCCUUCCCCCCUUCUUCGUCAUGCUGGCCUGUUACGGUGUAAUUUUCCGCGUUGCCCGCAUGAAAGCUCGGAAAGUACACUGUGGGACGGUUGUUGUGGCCCAGGACGACUCCAGUGGAGCUCAGAGGAACGGACGUAAAAACUCAAGCACCUCCACCUCCUCUAAUGGAAGCCGGCGGAGCCUCGUGUACGCGGGGAGUCAGUGCAAGGCCUUUGUCACCAUCUUAGUGGUGGUUGGCACGUUCCUCAUGACCUGGGGGCCAUAUGUCGGGGUCGUUUGCACCGAGGCUCUGUGGGGUCAAGGGAGUGUGUCUCAGGGACUGGAGACUCUGGUGGCUUGGCUCUCUUUCUGCAGCGCCGUGUGCCACCCACUCAUCUACGGUCUAUGGAAUAAAACCGUGAGGAAGGAGCUGCUGGGGAUGUGUUUCGGAGAUCGCUACUACAGAGAGUCAUUUGCCACACGGCAGAGGACAUCUCGCCUCUUCAGCAUCUCCAACAGAAUCACAGACUUGGGUAUGUCCCCACACCUGACAGCCAUGCUGGCAGGUGGAGGGCACCUGCUGGCCCCAGGCAGCAGCACAGGAGACACUGGCUUCAGUUUCACUCAGGACUCGUGCACGGACGUGAUGCUGCUGGAUAACUUCUCCACAGAUGGCUCCUCCCACCCACAGCACCAUGGGAAUCUGUCCGGGAAGAGGAGGAGCUCUGUCACCUUUGAAGACCAGGUGGAGCAUUCCAAAGCUGAAAACGCAUCCUCUGUUCAAGUCCACGCAGAGGUACACAAAUCUCUCGACUCCUUCGCGUCCUGUUUGGCAAAGGCCAUAGAGAGCGACGCCAAACUCACCCUGUUUGGGGAGGAUCUGGGUCUGCCGGGGGGACUGUUUACCACCAGAGCUGCACCCAGACCCAGAUACCUGGACGGCCAGAGACUGAGGCUGGAGAGUAUUGAUGAAGGGAUCGUUAAAGAUGACAGAGAUGAAGAAGAGCAGGAUGUGGAGGAAAAACCAGCCUGAACACAGCUGGUCUGAACAGUCUUAUACACCAGUUUAUAAGUGAACUGUGUGGGUCUUUCACCCUUCAUACUACUACAUAUGGCCAAUCAUAGCGGUGCUCGUCCUCCUCUGUGGUACAGUAUAAGAAGGCUGAUCUCUCUACACAUGGUACUCCAUACUUGAAAUCAUUAGGAAACAGGAAGAGGCACAUUAUACAUUCUGCUAUGUUUGACCAGGUGCACACCAUCAGUGUCUCUGCAAACUUUUAUAAGAAUCAGUGUAAUCACAUAGGAAGCCUUUACUACUGUAGCCCAAAUUAUCUGAUUGUUGUAGUACAUUAUUACUAUGUAUUGUUGUGUUUCCUUUCAUUAUAACAUGCCUCAUUAGGGCUGGGCAGUAUAAAGAAAUAGAACUCCUGUCUUCCAAAAGACACUUAAUACUGUUAUCAGAUCAGUUUGAAAUGUCUCCUUUGUUAUAAAAACGAUGUUUCAAGCCUAGAUUCAGAGACAGUUUAACAACAUACUGCAUACUGUUGCUCCGCAUACACUGGGGCCCUUUACUGUGUGCCAGUACCCCCCUCUCUCUCAUCCUGUUUCCUGUCUAGUCUUCAGCUGUACUACCAAUAAAGCCUUUCAAAGGCCAAAAAAAUACUUAAAAAAUAAAAUAACAGACUUAACGGUCAUUCUUACAACCUCACUCAUUACUAUAACUUUGAUAAGAGAGAACCAGACAGAACUUGUACAGGGCGUUCAGCGUGGCACAGCAGACAUCUUAAAGGGAGCUGAUAACAGUGUUGUGAGUCCUUUGGGUGAUAGAAAUCACACUUCUAGUAUUUGGGCUUUUUUCACAGUAGACAUUUUGACAUGUCACAGGGGAAAAGAAUCAGAGGUAUGAAUAAAUCAAAAGUGGCUGAAUUCAAUUUAGCUGCUUCAACAUCAGGAUCCUGGUAUCGUGCAUGCUGGAUCACUGGCAUGACUUACAGGGUUGUUUGAAUUUAAUUGAGGAUUCUUUGUUAUCAGUCAAUAUGUGCACUGUGGGGAAAAAAGUGCAGGAAAUUGAUGGAAUUCUAAAGUAAAUAAUGUGAUUCAUCAUAGGAACUCUCAGCUUGAUUACAGUGAUGCAGUUUGUGUUUGUAUUGCCCAGUCCUAAGCUUCAUCAUGUGAACAGUGUCUGUUGGCCAACAUCUGUAGUCUUGAUAAGGUACUUGCAGUGUAACAUGGUCCUUGUUCUGUAGGGUCCUGGUGUAACCACAGGUUUAUUGGGAACCAAGACAGUCACGAUUAUCUGCUACAGUAAUUGCACUUGAACAUGUGUGUACAUGUUCUUAUAGAUACCACUCUCAUUGUGUGUCAGAUCCUGUCUGGUCAGUGUAUUGCACACUGUCCAAGGUAAUGCAGUGUAUUAGCUGCAACAUGGGUUCAUGAGUAAAUGGAGUACACAAUUUGCCAUGAACAGAUGAAAUGAGUAUUUCAAAAUUGGUAUAUUAAUGAAAAUGCAUUAGGGGGAGCCUAAUUUCAUAAUAUUGUGCACAUACUGAGCAGUGCAAAGCGACCAUGUCAAAAAGUCAAAUUAACCGAAAAACAAGUCUUAUUGGAAGACAAGUUCUGUGUGAGCGAUGAACGGGUCCUUAUGUACAACACUGUGUCUUAGUAAAUACUCAUUCACACAGGUGCUUUACCUCAGUCUAUACACUCCAUCACUCCCUUUACUGUUAUUAAAGGAACUCAGUGGACAUUUGUAAUAUGUAGAGCACAAUUCUGGUGCCUCAGUUUUACCUCGUGUCUUGUUAUGUUUGAAAGGUACUUUCUUACUUUUGUAAGAAAAUCUGUACACCUGAGAAGUGAUGUAACCUUUGAUUUCUACCACACAGUAAGUAUUAAUACAAGUAUUUGCAUUAAAGUUUUGUAUCAAGAUUCUUCUAUUAAAACCUUUUUAUAUAAAUA